CUCCCCGCCUGGAGGACGAAGCUGGGCUGCGGCCUCGACGCUCUUCGCUGAGGGCUGAGGGGAGCGGCCCGCGGGCGUGAAGAGCGGAGGCUGCCGGCGGGGAUGCGGCGCUGAGGGGCGGCCGCCGGCCAUGGAGGUGGGCGCCUGCUUCAAGAACUACGCGGACUUCUGCGAGAGCUUCCGCGCCUACAAGAGGGAGAACCGGCUGCACUUCGACCUCAAGAGCUUCGUCCCGGUCCGCUUCUACAACCGCAAGAACGGCACCCGCAUCCGCGAGGACGUCACGUUCAUGCAGGUGAGGUUUGUCUGUGUUCGGCCAAAGGAAUGCAGCAAGAAAAGGAAGCAGCAUCCUCACUUAUGCCCGGCAUAUUUUGUCCUGCAGUAUAACGAGGAGCUGGACCGACUGGUGAUCAGUGACCUGAACAGCAACCACAUCCAUGCCGAGUCAAAAGCUUCCUCCGCGUGCUGCGAUCCACCCCCUGUGACCAGAAUGGCUGUCCGAAUGUCUGGCCGUAAAGCCCAGGGCAGCCCUCCCACAAAGCUUCGUAGGCAGCAGCCUGCAGAGGUAGAAGGCAGCAACUUGGGCAAGGGGGUGAGUACGAAGGCCAAAGAGGACAGCCAUGCCAGGGUGAAGGUGGAACUGGAUUCGGCGGAGCCGCUGCCUCCACCACCGCACCCAGGUUCAGAAGUCACUGCAGCAGGGAAGGAAAGCCUUUCAAAUUCUGCGUUGGUUCGAAUUGGGGAAGUGAUGAAAAACUUCCUGCGGGUGGACAUGGGUUCUUUGGCCUCCAUCAGCGUGGGCAGUGACCAGGCCUUGGACAGGCUGAACUUCCAGACAAGCAAGAUGAAGAGCUUGUUUGUGAAGUUCCCGGAGAGCCUCCUGCUGCACCAGGUGCAGAGCGAGCGGGGUCGCCUGCUGUACGCUUUCCUGGUGGAGAGCAAGGACCGUGUGGGGAAGCUGGUUCACUUCGCCAUCCUGCAGGAAGACACUCCAGAGAACGCCAGGAAAAUGCUCUCUGUUUUCAAGGAGUUCAACCCAGAGUGGCAGAAAAUCAAAGUGGUCUUUGUGGACAGGUCCUUCCUCCACCGGCCCAUUCUGCAGGAGCUCUUCCCGUCCGUGCAGGUGCUGCUCUCUGUGUACCAUACUGUGCGACUCCUGGAGAAGAAGCUGAAGGAGUCCCACGCCUCCUUUUCCUUCAAGCAUAACCUGAAGCUGGCCUUGAGGGAAGCGGUCUUCUCCACCUCCAGCAGUAACCUGGGCGCCCUGUCUCAGCAGGUCAAGCGCCUGGUAGACCAAGAGCUGUACGAGUAUCUUCAGGCCAACUGGUUCUCCUGCGAGAUGCUGUGGUACAUGCAUGCCAAGAAGGGCCUCCAUUCCUGCAGCACCUACAUAGACAGCCUAGACCUCAUCACUCAGAAACUGGCUACUCUUUUCAGCGCACAGCUCCCCCUGGAGGCCAGCAUCCGUCACUUUGUGGAACACGCAGACUGCUUCAACACCAAAGGCCUGGAGCACUUGAACCAGGGCCUCUCCCACUCGGAGGAGGUCAGCCGCAGUGGCCUCAUGGAGGAGAUCAAGACGCCGCCGUCCCGUGCCUCUGUGAGGCGCAGUUCCGGUGCCGCCUCUCAGCAAGCCCCAGUCAGAAACCCAACUGAGUCUCCCAAGCAAGUGACUAAAUGUCCUCCAGCCAGGCCUGUGUCCACCAUGCUGGGAGCUCUACGAGAGACUUGCACUGACCUUGCUUACCAGCUGUGUCUGAACGAAUGGGAUGUAGUGCAGAAGUCCACCCAGCUCAUGAACUCCGCCAAGAACAAGACGAAGGUUCAACUGCUGGAGGAAACACACCAGGUGAGCAAAGACUGCCGGAAGUGCAGCUGCUACUUCCACUGUCGCUACCAGUUGCCGUGCCGGCACAUCUUGUCUGUGCUUCAUGCUAAUCGGCAGGUGGUAGAGGAAGCUAUGGUUUGCAAGCGCUGGCAGAAGAAAUACCAGCAUCUUUCUGUUUGGGGGGAGAACUUGCCCAAGUACCUGGGGCCUUCUAAAGGCACCCCAGGGGCGGCAGCAGCAGCAGCAGUGCCUGAGGAACGAUGGGACAAAAUCCAGUCCCUCAGCAAGGAACUUGGCAACCUUCUGCUGCAGAGCGAGGGGGAGGAACUAGAGGAGCGUACCUCCACGCUGAAGAUGAUUGUGGAUAUUUGGGCCAAGUCCUGUGAGCUGCGGGAAGAGGAGGAAGAGGAGGCGGAGGGAAAGCACCUUACCAUUCGGAAUGUGGGGGACCUUCCUUUCCUCUGGGUGAAGAAGGAAGAGAUGGAAGUGGAGGCUGCUGCAGUAACUCACGGUGUGUCUGUAGAAGACACCCAGGCCCCUCUGCCUCCUCCACAAGCAGUCUAGCCGCGUUUGGCACCACAACAGCUGAUGGGGCAAACGAUAGCUGUGGCCACCUUUCAUGCCCACAAUGGUUCUUCCUCCAAAAAGAAACUCAGGGUAACUGUGAGCUUCUCUGCAAUAUAACUUAUCCUUCCUAUAUCCCUGUUGGGAAUACUUCCAAUCAGUCAAGAAUUCAUUCUGUCCAGUAUACUAGUAGAGGCCUGCAUGGCUGAUUCUCUUCCUUUCUCCAGAGUCUCCAGGCAGGCCAGUCACUUGGCCAGGGUCUGAGAUCCUCUAAACAUGCCGUGUACAGCUGCUGGCUUGACAAUCAGGAAGGCUCUGCUGUAUACGGGAGGGCUUGAGCCACAGGACCAUCUGUUCUGGGAUUUCAGUGUGUUUCUUGCCAAACGUGUCUGUUCUUCACGGAAACAAAUACUUCCCGGCUGCUCUCCUGUAACUCGGUCAUGGAAACAGAGCCCGGAACACUUGUGUCCUGGGGCUUAGGGUGGUGGUGAGGGUCUCUGGGCACAAGGCAUGCCAGCAGUGCUGUCUUCAGAUCUUGUUCCACUUGCUCUUUGCCAUGAUGCUCCUAGGGCAGAGGCUGGGCCCUCACUUCCCCAUAGAAAACAAGACCAGAGGUGGGAAUUGUUGCCUUGGAGCUUUUUUCUCGUUUCUGAAGCCUCUGCUAGCAGUGGCUAGUUUUGCUGCUAUGUAUGUAGACCAAAUUAAUUGUUGAAAAUACAGAUGUGUUUCUUUGGUGCUGAA
Molecule: messenger RNA, 3133 nt
Organism: Eublepharis macularius
Lineage: Eukaryota; Metazoa; Chordata; Lepidosauria; Squamata; Eublepharidae
Gene: ZSWIM3
Product: zinc finger SWIM-type containing 3
Exons: 2
Coding region: 131-2392 (753 amino acids)
Molecular function (GO): zinc ion binding
Source: RefSeq, a predicted model, not a curated record